ACUGGAAGUAUAAAUUUGCCUCCCGACCUCAUCAUACUGCAUACUUAUUUGCCUUCAAGGAAAAUCCUACUUUUAUAGGAGUCACAGUUCCUGGAGAAAUAUGUAGUAAGAUUACUGCUGGAGGAGUUGCUCUGUAUUUAGCGGGUUUAUCGUUGGAGUCAUAUGCUGUCAGUAUCGUGCAGUUGCUUGGCCUUAAUGUGGGAAUGAGUUAUGAUAAUACUGAGAUCUGCCGUUGUUCAGGGGAUGUUUGCACAAUGUCUCCAGAAGCUUUACAAUCUGGGGGUGUAAAGGAUUUUAGCACCUGUAGCUUGGAUGACUUUAAAUAUUUUGCUGCAUAUUCUGGCAUUGAGUGUCUUCAUAAAAUCCUUCCUGAUGAGCCAGUUUACAAAAAGAGGAAGAUGUGUGGCAACGGGAUAUUGGAAACAGGUGAACAAUGUGAUUGUGGCACUGCAAAGGACUGUACUCAUCCAGACUGCUGUGAUGCUAGAACAUGUUUGAAGAAAAAAGAUAAAGUAUGUGGCUCAGGGGCAUGCUGUACAACGGAUUGCAAGAUAAAACCAGUUAAUACACUUUGUAGGAAAGCAGUUGAUGAGUGUGACUUUGAAGAAUUUUGUAAUGGGAAUCAACCAAUCUGUGUGCCUGACACUUACGCACGCGAUGGAGAACUUUGUGAGUCGGGUGACGCCUACUGUUAUAAAGGACGGUGUAGAUCAGUUAACAGACAGUGUAGCAGAGUACUUGGAGCAGGGUCUAGAGGUGCUCCAUAUUCCUGUUAUGAUGAAAUAAAUGCAAGAGCAGAUAGAUAUGGAAACUGUGGCAGGGGAAUUUGUGGGUUUAGUCAAUCGAUGUGUGGAAAAUUAGUUUGUGCCUGGCCAUAUAAAACUUUAGUAUCACGAACAAAUUUAUCUGUGAUCUAUACUCAUGUAAGAGAUGAAAUAUGUGCAUCAGGAUUUCUGAAUGCUGAGAAGUUACCUAGAGAUACAUUUACCACAGUUCAAGAACCUGAAGACAGAGAUGAAACAUUUGUAGAAGAUGGCAGUAUAUGUGGUCCUGAAAUGUAUUGUGUGAACUUUUCCUGUGUAGAGCUUAAAUACCGCAUGGAUAAAACCGCAUGCGAUAAUGGUAUACAUUGUGCAUCAAAAGGAAUAUGCAACAAUUUUAACAGUUGCCAUUGUUUGCCAGGGUUUGCACCUCCUAACUGCAAGCCACUUCCAGGAGAAUUUGGAAGUAUCAAUGAUGGACACACGCACAAAACUGGUAAAAGUUUUUUGAAGGAAAGAUCUCUUGGUCAUCCAAAACGCAGACUUCAACUAGUUUUCUACAUUUCUAUACCUGUGUUCAUCAUUGCUGCCGCUCUUAUAAUAAAGCAGGAUAAAAUAAGAGAGCUGUGCUACAAAGGAGAACUUGAAAGUGAAAGAUCUGCGUCGGAAGAAAGCAGCACGGACAGCAGGUCCCUCCCCAGCGUCAGCAACAGUCACUGAUGGUCUUGCCCUAUAGAGAGGAUAGUACCAAAUAAAUCACCAGAAACUGGCCUAAACCAAGAAGAAAAAAAAACAAACAUAUUUCUCUGUCCCG
Molecule: messenger RNA, 1575 nt
Organism: Dama dama (fallow deer)
Lineage: Eukaryota; Metazoa; Chordata; Mammalia; Artiodactyla; Cervidae
Product: disintegrin and metalloproteinase domain-containing protein 5-like
Exons: 13
Coding region: 204-1481 (425 amino acids)
Biological process (GO): cell adhesion; binding of sperm to zona pellucida; proteolysis
Cellular component (GO): plasma membrane
Molecular function (GO): metalloendopeptidase activity
Source: RefSeq, a predicted model, not a curated record